This is a messenger RNA of Cylicocyclus nassatus, 2382 nucleotides long. NCBI's taxonomy places the organism in Eukaryota, Metazoa, Nematoda, Chromadorea, Rhabditida, Strongylidae. The record is from the annotation of a GenBank genome assembly.
GGUAGCUCCAAUAACUGAGCAGGUUUUACAUGGUGUUUAAUUUGUUAACUGUGAAUUAUAUCCAGGUGGGAAGUCGGAAGACCUGUUGCCAGGCCUGGCAUGGUGGUCUCUAAAUUUGCAGCGUCUCGAGCAUGUUUAUUUGCUCAAAACUUCUCCUUACUGAAAGCGAUAAGGUCUUUCAAAGUGCGAAAUGCCAUCAAUGCCUGGAAAUCGCAAACCAUCAAGAAAUCUUCCUUUCUGAAAGUUGGCCGCCUUUCUGGACUUUGUCUCAGUGCAUGGUGCAUACCUUUGCUCAGAGCUGCAGAAUGUAGAAGCAGAGAAGUUGAACUUAGCAGAGCCGAUCAUCUAAGCAAUGUGUAUCUGUCCAAUAGAGAGCCUCCGCUGUCGCUUUCAGAUGUCUGGUCUCUGAUUCGACCGUACUGGUUUUACUUCUUGGCCGCAGUUGUGAGUGCAGUUCUUGCUGCUUUUGUCAAUAUACAGCUUCCACUUUAUCUUGGAGAACUUAUUGACAAGAUGGUGCAGAUAAUCAAAGAUCAGUCAAAAGGUCUCGUGAGCGACCUCAGUAUAAUCAAGCCACAAGCAGUCAAGCUUGUUCUAUGCUAUGCCGCUCAAGCGCUGCUUACCUUCCUUUACAUCUCGUUUCUAACGGUACUUGGUGAGAGGAUGGCAACGGAUUUACGUAUGAGGAUGUUUGACCGUCUUUUGAUGAUGGAUAUGGCUUUCUUCGAUGCACAGAAAACCGCCGAGCUUUCCUGCAGAAUGAAUGUUGACGUACAAGAGUUCAAAAGCUGUUUCAAACUCACCGUUGCUCAAGGGCUCAGAACUGUGGCACAGGUGGGAGGCUGUAUAAUCUCCUUAUUCCGAAUAUCUCCACUAAUGACUUUCUACACUGUGGCAGCUCUUCCUAUGAUCAUCACCGUUGGCACAUUAUUUGGAGCUCUGUUGAGAAGUCUCAGCAGGAGAGCACAGGCGCAGUCAGCUAUAGCUGCUGCCGUAGCAGAUGAAGCCCUUGGAAAUAUACAAACUGUUCGAGCUUUUGCCAUGGAAGAGCAGGAGUCCAGAUUAUUUGAGAGGGAGGCACGAGAUGCAUGUGCACUACAAGAGACACUAGGAAUGGGGAUAGGAUUGUUUCAAGGAGCUACUAACUUCUUCUUGAAUGGAAUUGUUUUAUCUGUAUUGUAUGGAGGGUCUUCUCUCAUAAACUCAGGACAAAUGUCUCCUGGAGAAUUGAUGUCGUUUCUCGUCACUGCGCAAACCAUUCAGAGAUCACUAAGUCAGCUUUCUGUAGUGUUUGGAAAUGCCGUAAGAGGUUGGACGGCCGGUGCAAGAGCGUUUGAGUUUGUCAACCUGCGCCCUUCCAUUCCCAAUAAUGACGGUGUCUGCAUACCGUACCAUACAUUAUGGGGAGAAGUACGAUUUGAAGACGUAGACUUUGCGUACCCGACGCGGCCAGAUCAUCAAGUAUUCGAGAAGUUGAAUCUCACCAUACCCGCGGGUAAAAUAGUGGCUCUCUGUGGACCCAGUGGUGAAGGAAAAACAACUAUAACCUCCCUGCUGGAACGUUUCUAUGAACCAGUAUCUGGUCGAGUGCUUCUGGACAAUCAAGAUCUGAAGACUUUGAAUGUGGAGUGGUUACGGGGACAGGUCAUUGGGCUGAUCUCUCAAGAGCCCGUCCUGUUUGCAACCACAAUUGAGGAAAACAUUCGCUAUGGACGACCCGGAGCCACUCGUAGAGAGGUUAUCAAAGCUGCUAAGUUAGCAAACGCGCAUGAUUUCAUCGCUAAGUUUCCUGAGGGAUAUGGUACAGUGGUAGGAGAGCGUGGCGCACAGUUAUCUGGAGGACAGAAGCAGCGAAUCGCAAUAGCAAGGGCGUUAUUGAAAGAUCCACCGAUACUCGUCCUCGAUGAAGCGACUAGUGCUCUUGAUGCCGAAAGCGAGCGUUUGGUACGCGACGCUUUGGAUCGAGCAAUGAAGGGCAGAACGGUUUUGAUCAUAGCGCAUAGGUUAAGCACCAUCCGAAAUGCUAACCUCAUCUGCGUCGUUAAGGACAAGAAGGUCUUGGAACAAGGAACACAUGACGAAUUAGUGCGAAAAGAAGGCAUUUACUAUAAUCUGAUCAAGUCUCAGUUCAACUAGGAUGGUUUUUAUAAGUCAGUAGGUUGUAGCAAUAUUCUAGGUAUAACGUAUCUCAGACUUACUUGAGUACCUCUUACUAGGUUUUAUAGCUAAGGAACUGUUGCCAUUAUAUUGUAUGUCUGUGAUAUUCCAUAGUUUAUUAUUUGCAAUUUCGCAUGUUGCUCAGCAAGAUCAAUCAUGUACAUUUUCACAGAUUGAAUGCACACUUAGUGAAGAUUCUUACCAUAAAAAAACUAUUUGUACAUU